Molecule: messenger RNA, 11592 nt
Organism: Stegostoma tigrinum
Lineage: Eukaryota; Metazoa; Chordata; Chondrichthyes; Orectolobiformes; Stegostomatidae
Gene: pou6f1
Product: POU class 6 homeobox 1
Exons: 12
Coding region: 545-2353 (602 amino acids)
Biological process (GO): regulation of transcription by RNA polymerase II
Molecular function (GO): DNA-binding transcription factor activity, RNA polymerase II-specific; RNA polymerase II cis-regulatory region sequence-specific DNA binding
Source: RefSeq, a predicted model, not a curated record
GACAACAUCAACAUUUUUUUGUCGUAUGCAGACUCGCCUUUGCAUAAAUUAUGUUCAUAACGUAGUGCUUAACGAGCAAUGUUUAUCGAAGCUGGUGGCUUUUUAAUUACAAAGGAAGCAGCGGCAAGACAAUUUCCUUAAGAGUUUGGGAGCGCCAAAUGUUUCCACAACAAUGGUGAAAACUGUGAAGAAAAAAUAAAAUAUUUCUCAAGGCCUAUCGCUUUUUUAAAAAAUCGAUGCAAAUAUUCCUUCGUUAAAUCAAUAGACUUUCCGUUCGUCUUAAAUUGAAAAAAAGUCUCGACUUUUUUUUCUUGUAACUUGCCUCAAAAGAAUUGUUGGCAAACAAGCUGGUGAAAAGCGAACAGUUUCCGGGCUACUUUCUGCAGCUGAAAGAUUAAAAACUAACGGCAAGGUCAUUGAUGAAGCAGCUGAAGAUGGUUGGGCCUAGUACACUACACUGAGGGACUCCUGCAGAGACGUCCUGGACCUGAGAUGAGUGACCUGUAACAACCACAACCAUCUUCCUAUGUGCCAGUGAUGUGCAAUGGAAACUGGCAGUCUGACAGAGCAGCGUGACGCUUUGUCUAGCACUAAGCAGGCCACUGUGAUGACUGGGCAAGAAAUCAUCAAGAUUUCAUUAAGGAAAGCAGAGGUCUCAUCCAAAGCAGCAGGUGAUGUGGAACCUCAAGGAAUUGUUCUCCCUGCAGCAGUAGUGGUUGAGGAAAACAGCGAGCGCAACAUUUCCACUGAGGCAUUAAGAGUUCACAGAACCUCUAUGGAGAAGAACCACCACUGUGGGUCUACCGAACAAGCAGAGACAACACCACCAUCUGGCCCAACACCAGUGACUGAAGGGCAAGCAGAGCAGCUACAUCUGCAACAACAGCAGACUAUGCCAGUCUCAGCACCCACAAUUUCUCAGAUCUUGCCUUCGGAAAACCUGGCAGCAGUGGUCAUGGCUUCAACAGGUAGUGUCCCGUUGAACCAACCUCUUCUCAUCCCGCUCAACAUGGCUGGUCAAGUUACUGCCCAGCAAGGACUCGUGUUGACUUUUCCCACGGCAUCCAUUGGUUCUCUCCCGAGCCUUACCUCUGUCACUGGGGCAGGAGGCAUUGUCAAGCUCCCUCUGACAAACUUGCAGGCUGCUUCGCUGUUGAACACUGCUCUCCAGCCUACACAGCUUCAACAGGCCUUACAACCUCAGGCCACUCUGCAGUCCCUGCCUACAUCCACUGUUCCCCUAAAACAGCUGGAACCACAAACCCAGGUCACUUCCAUUCACCCAGCUCAAGGCCUGACUUUAAACCCGACAAUACUUAGCAGUCAACCUUCACUUGUGGGUUCUUUGACUGCCACUCCAGUUAUUGCAAAUGCUGUGCCCAGCUUCCAAGGAAUUACAAGUCAGAUCAUAACUAAUGCACAAGGACAGGUCAUAGGAACUGUUCCUUUAGUCAUGAACCCAACAACAAUAACAACAACCAACCCAGUGACAGCAGUGGCAGCACAGAGCCUACAAGUGCAAGCGGUUACACCACAGAUGCUGCUGAACUCCCAAGGGCAAGUGAUUGCAACUGUGAUCAGCAACCAGUUUGUGCCAGUUCUGAGCCGGCAAGGAGUACCUCUCUCACCUGUAAAAGCGGCACAGCAGGUACAACCUCUCCAGACAAUGGCUGCUGUUACGCAACCCAGUGUGACACCAACCACAGCCACUGCACCGACUGAACCCAUUACACCAAGCAGCACUUCCUCCGCUGCCAGUGUUGGACAACUAGUCAGCAAGCCUCAAAAUGCACCCACUGAGGUGGAUGGGAUAAACCUGGAAGAAAUUCGUGAAUUUGCAAAGAAUUUUAAGAUCCGGCGAUUGUCCCUUGGCUUGACGCAGACACAGGUUGGACAAGCGCUGAGUGCUGCAGAGGGACCAGCGUACAGCCAGUCAGCUAUCUGCAGGUUUGAGAAAUUGGACAUCACUCCUAAAAGUGCACAGAAGAUCAAGCCAGUUCUAGAAAGAUGGCUGACAGAAGCAGAAAUACGACACCGUGCGGGCAUACAGAACCUCACUGAGUUCGUUGGUAGUGAACCUUCAAAGAAACGCAAACGACGCACAUCUUUCACACCACAGGCCCUGGAAAUCCUUAACGCCCACUUUGAGAAAAAUACACACCCCACAGGUCAGGAAAUGACAGAGAUAGCCGAGCAGCUGAACUACGACCGAGAGGUGGUUAGGGUGUGGUUCUGCAACAAGAGGCAGACUUUAAAAAACACCAUCAAGCGACUGCAGCAGAAUGACACGACGGGAACAGGUUCAGUUGAACGAUUAUCGGACUCCACAGUAAACAUUGCUGGAACAGGCUGACCUACAGAAGACUCUUUCAGUGAGUUGAUCCAACGUUUUUAUAAAUAGCACUAUGAGGAUCAUUUAGAGGGUAAUGACCAAGCGGCAAAAGUAGACAUCCCUCGAUCACUGCAUCUCUUCUGUCUACUAAGGCAUAUUGUGGUAUACAGCCACAUGGAUGGAGCCAUUAGAGUGAAUUACUGUAAUAUUUAGGAAUAGUAUAUAAGCUGCUGCAUAAUUCAUUUUAUAGCACCCACAGUCCUUCAGGUUAAAUGUCACAGUCAGUUAUAAUUCCCCCUCUUCCUGUCUCAUCUUACUUCAACUUUGUGACCAACUGAGCAUCUCUGAUGUGUAUCCAACUGUCCAAGUUUGCCUUGAGGGGUCCAUACCCUGUAAAAUGAUACAUACAAGGGUGUUACAAGUUGCAAUCCAGCUUUCUGAGAACUGAACAAAUUUAUCUUGUGAAUUCUGAGAUUCGUAUCAGCCAAUUUUGAUCUUUAGUUUACUCCAGGUGACCUUGCCUCAAGCAGAAUAGUUUAGCAGAUGCAAAAUAGACCUGGGGAUCCUGGAGUUGAACAAGAGGUGGGGAGAACAAAAUGCAAUAUUCCUUGUUGCUGCACAAUGACCACACCAGAAAUGUGUAUAUGUGGAAGUCAGGUGAGAAACUAGGCUCAGCUAUGGUUGUCAAGCAUCUAUUUUUCCCAACUGGACUGCCACAAAAGGGUAUGGUGACGGGAUGAAGUUCUAGAAAUGGCAAAAUGCACGCAGCUGCCAUGAUGUUAAAACUGCAGGUACUGGAGUGGCUGGGUGUCCUGCAGUGGAGAGACGAGAGCUCGUGUUGAUCUGUAAAUUGGGGACCUAUGAUGCAGUUUAGAUCCUGGAUUUUAACUGAUGCACCAUGGCUUUUGUAUAGGUCAAUAAGAUUUUAGAGCAACCCUUAGGCAUUGGCUGAUGAUCUUCUGAAAUUAAAGGGGUCUUAAUCCGAAUAAAGCUGCAACACUCGGUUCAUUGUGGACUGUGAUUCAAUGACCACUAUUUGCUUUGGACUGUAUUUUGAAAAGUGUUCACCAGCACAUUGGAGAAGCUGUUUAUGGGUCUUGCUCCAGCUUCAAUCUACUGGAGUGAAGAGGACGAGCUGCCACACCAAAGGCUUGAUGAGGGAACUGCAGGUGCACCAGCAAUAGAAAAAGCAUGUAUACUACAGACCACCCCCACUCUCGUGAGUCUUCAUACUAAGGCUCAGUCUCCUUGGCCUUUGUCAGGAGUAGUGUUUCCAGAUACUCAAAUCAUUUCACUUUGGUUAAGAGAAUUAUCCAGUUCUGGCCUGUCUGUCUCACUAAGGUGCUAACUCAGAAUACUAGCCUCUGCUGCACUGGUACCUGAAACACAUGUAUCAUGUGGUGGUGCAUCUUCAGGACAGGUGAUUUCCUCCAAGCAUUCUUCAUCCUCACAGGCUAUGUUCAGUCAUGUUGAUAAAGAGUGUCUGGAAGAUGGAAGAAUGGGUAAAUGUCUAGUCAGUAAGAAAAUGUAAAUGUCCAUAUGUAGCACCUUACUGGUUGAUAAGUCAAAGUUGCUGAAUGUGCAUUUGGUUAUAUAAAUUGAAGUCAAUCAGACAGCUGUAUGGAGCUGCCAACUUUGCCAUCAGCAAUGCUGAGAAUUUAACUGGGUUCCAUUCUUUCAGAUAUGUCCUCAUCUGCCAGACUCACUCACUUCAGUUAAAUUUGGGAAUUCCCUAUAUGGGUCUUGGUACUGUCCCUUCUGUUCUUCACUCUCCUCUUGUAGUAAGGAUGGUUACCUCCUCUAAGUGUAGUUUGUAAAGUGAAAGAGAAUCAAACAGUGACAAAAGAGUGGAUUUUAGGUAGUUAUGGAUAGUGGCCGCAAGACACAAACCAACCAUCACAUUUCCCUACAUUGAAACAGAGGUACCACUGAAAAAAAGCAGUAAAACUCUUCAGGAUGUCCUGAGGAUGGGGAAGUCACCGUAUAAAUGCAAGUUCCUUCUUCCAGUGCAAAUUGAGGAGGCAUGUUGUGUGUGACACAGACAGGAUGAGAUUAGGUCAUUGGCAACGGUGAAAGGAAGGAAAGAGGGGGACAAUCCCCCUGAUGCUGAGGAAAUUGAUACAGGGUCAAGACUUAGUGCGAAUGUAGUAGGCCAGAAAAUAGAAUGAAAGCAAGCAAUGAGUAAACAAGGACAUGUGCUGACCUUGUCAGGUUAUUAAACAAAUUUCAAGAAUGGAUUCAGAACCUAAAACUAGACUAAGCAUGUAAGCCAGACGUUUUCACCAUGCGGGUGGAAGUCACAUUUACUCCUGUAUCAUGACUCGAAGCUGUAUUGAAAUUAUGUCCAGCUGAUUUGCUUCCAUGUCGUGCAGUGCUGCAGUCUUGUAGCCCUGAGCCACCCUCUUACACCAUGCUCCCAGUUUCAGGUAAAAAUUGGGGCCCCAGUGUUGUCAUGUCUCACUUAGAGAAUGGCCAUUUGGGUCAAGGAUGCAAGGGAAAGUGUACCCAACAAGGAGUUCAGGUUUCCAGGUGAGAGUGGGCAAAAAUAUCAACCACCACUUUUAUUCCUUGUCUUGGGUUUCCCUUUGUAAUCCUGUCAUGUAUCUGCUUUGCUGCAUAGAGCAGCAUCCAUAAGCAAGCAUGACUGAGAAGGAUUAAAGUUUACAGGAGAUUCAUUUUUGGUUACAGCAUAAUUAAUAUGAUCAAUUAAUCAGUGAAAAACAUUGCCUGCAAUAUUUUGAGAUUAUGUUCAUAUUGUAAAAUUAACAACCCUUCAAAAAGUUAUAAAUAUUUCUUUCAAAACCAUGACACUGACAUCUGAAACAUUAGAAGAUACAUCACAGCUCUGACACAGUGCAAAUCACCUUCAUAAAACAAUACUAAUGUCCGACUUUGUUCUUGCUAUCAGGAUAAGAUAGCAAAUGUUCAUCUUCCCAAUUCUGAUUUCCUGUCCAAGUCCAUCCUUCAAACAAGCUUUCCUGAACUGGGAAGGUAGGUAAGGCAUUAUCUUCUCCAAAUCAACAGGAAAUCCAUUUACUGUAAGUUGAAACAGUACCAUGUAUCAGUUUAUGUUCUCUCUGUUGAGAGAUGCUCCACUUAAAAGGGAAAAAAAUCAGUCUUACUAGCCUAGCCCAAAAUAGAAACUCAUUUUUUAGCAGGCAGCAUGAGGGCCUAUGGGACUAAAGUUACAAAGUAUCAAUGGCUUGAAGACCCAGCAUGAGGGAUUGUCUGGAACUACAUCUGGAGGAAACUGAACAAUGCCUUCUUGUGUUAGCCAGCUGUCCAGGCUGGUGGAAUGUUUUACACUUAGUGGAGCAGAUCUUGAUUUUGUGCGAUGGCAAGUAGGCAGCUCUCCCAGUAUUUUAUUUCCAAUGACAUUAAGUUGCCAAUUGGUUAUCACCAUUUUACACAAAACCGCAAAGCCACAGUUACCAACUGAUGUUUUUUAGUACCAUUUCCAGAAAAAUUACAAAUUGGAACCUUUGGGAAGACAUUUACCAUAUGCACCUUCUGUAGCAUAAUAUGUACGGGGUGAUGCCAUUGCACUAACCCUCAUUACAGGACUGCCUUUUGUCAUUUAUAAUACAACCAAAAUACUAAAUAUGUGACAGAUGUGAAGUGAUUGCAUUUGAGGAACAAGUAACUGCAUUGGGAAGCCUCCUGGUACCACCUGAACAUCUAUUGCAGUAGAAACCUGAUUUUUACAUACUAUUUGUUUACAUUUAAAAAGUUAUUAUUUACUCUAAUGUAAAGUGUUCGACAUUUAAAAUGCCAUAGUUCAAAUACUGUAAUUAGAAUAUCUUGACCCAGGGCCAAGUCAGUGUGUAGCCGCUAUCCUUCCUGCCAUCACAGAACAGACAGUAGUUGCAGAUUAUUAUGGAUAACGAGGUGACAUUGUUCAUGUUUAUGUGCAUCAUUGGUUAAAUUUGUUUCUGUGAAUUUUCAAACAACUACCCCCUCCAACCCAAACAUAUGGGAGUCUUUUACAAAUUGAUUCUUGGGGUUUGGCUUGAUACCUACAAGUCCACAUUCAUUGACUAUUCCCUAGUUGCCCUGAGGGCAUUAAGAAUUAACCAUAUCGUCUGAAACUAAAGACACAGAAUUGUUCUGGGUGUAGACACAGAAUUGUUGUUCUGUCUAGGAACGGAGGCACAGUUUAUAGAUCCAUAUGGAGACAAAGCAAUAACAGAUAGGAAAUGACUUGCUCGUCUACCUAACUUGCCCCAUAUAACUGUGAUGUCCUGUGCAUCUCAAUACAAUCCAACUUUCUUUAAAAAAUUAAGUGAGUCAGCAUUCAUUGCUCCCACUGGUAACUUAUUCCACAAUUUCAUUGUCCUCUGGAGCAGGGAAGAACCGCCCAAAAUUCUCCCCAGAUCUGAUCUCAGAGUUUGGGAACAUUGUCCCUGGGCCUGCCUAACCUGACACGUUGAAAUAAUUGACCCACAUAAACACCAUCUAGUUCCAUCAUGAUUCUAUAUUCAGCAAGCAAACAGCAAGCAAACAGCAAGCCAGCAAGCAGGCAAUAGCAAGCAAACAGCAAGCCAAGCAAGCAGCAAAAGCCAGCAGCAGCAGCAGUAUCCAACGAUAACAACCAAGCAUCGGGCUGAGAGCGUAAAGGUCUAAUAGGGACAGCAGGAGGAGCACAAGACUUCUGAAUUGAUUUGGAAACUUAAAGCCGAACCAUAUUGUCAACACCCGCAGCCUUGUUGUGGUGUUGCCACCUUUGCUUAUGACCCCCAAAAUGCCAGCUUAAUAGAAAUGCUAACUAUAUUGUUGCCACCACGUUGAUUUUACAAGACAAUCAGUAUUACUGCAGCAGGUUGUUGGAGUCUGUUACAGUCAUGGUGGUGCUUUUUGAUGUGAUCCAGACACACGUGGUCUAUUUUCAUUACCUCCUCUCUGAAAAUACUGUCUUUUGUUCGGAUACAAUGCCAUUGAGAGCCCUUGCCCAAGUAUGAGCUUAAUCAGGGAGUGUUGCCAGCUUAUUUCAUCACAAGUGCAUCAGAGAUCAAUUUGCUCAAAUGUCCACAAAUAUACAUUUAUCAUAGGAUUGUCAUCAGGAAAAGCACUUCUGUUUAUUUUCCUAACACAGGAAUUCUAAGACUCAUUAUCGUGCAUGGGCUAUUGAAAGACUGGCACAGACUAGGCUUCAAGCUUCGGUCUGUCUCAUUUUGUGUUACUGAGCAGAUGCAUAAAGUAGUUAUAAAUAAAGCAUGCAAUCGUAGGAUACUUUAUUCAAUAACCACACAGUAUACCUUUAAGUAAUGUCCUAAAAUCAAGAUCUAAAUAAGGAAAAUAAUGAGUUCCAAUCUAAUUAAUGAGUACAAAGUUUUGUUUGCAGUUAUUUGCUCCUGCAGUAUUUUAGACAAAUGGUAUAUUUUUUCAUGUGAUGCUCAAUGAAGGUUUCUGAAUGCAGUUUAAUUUUAUUCCCUCCUUUCAUGAAAUAGCAAUAAAUGGUCAGCUUUAAAUGGGCUGUGAACUGACACACAGGGCCCCUGAUGGUCAUCUGGGUAAAGGCACUGCACAACAUUGAUCGAAGCCAAAUGGACGCAAAGGUUCUUGGUUGAAUCAGCAGUCUGUGUUGAAUUAGCUGAUCUCAAUCAGGCAGCAAGAGGACCAAGGAACAGCUGGGUGAAGGACAAGACCAAGAAAAAAAAUCUCCUGGUCAAUCGCCAGUAAAUUAUGCUGGAAUUGCACAGAUUCAGUUGUUGGACAAGAACAGGAUCAGUGUGGACUAUGAUGCUGCUAUGUUGACUAGCCUCCUACCGUUGUGGCUAGGAUUUCCUGAUUCUGUCCUCGCCAACCCACAAUUUUCUGCCAUUCACUUGAAGAGGUGGGAAACUACAAGUUGGCAAACUCAGAAACAGAAAGCCUGAUAAUUCUAUGCAUGUGUUUUUGGGCAAAUUCCCAUCCCACCAAGAUGAAUACCCAGGAGUGAUUCUAACAUCACUUCUUGUUCAAUGUCAGAACUUCAAGGUGAAACGAUAACUUUGAAACUGUUUCUUCCUGCCCACAAUUUUCCUGACCUAUAGUGUGAAAUUCCUGAGGUAAUUCUACGCUGCCUAUUAAUAUAGGGUAUUAAUGUUUGAGAUAUUUUAUAAUUUUAAUAAAUGCAGUGGUUAAAAUAAAGUUGAUUUGACCAAGCCUCUGUUACUGCAGUGGCAGGAAUGAGGCAUGAGAUUUUGAUAUUAAAUUGCUAUGGAGGAGCUACAGAACCUUUUCUUGGAUGCAUGUAAUUUUCAGGUAUAUUUAUAGAUACAUUUGGUGAGUUAUAAGUCAUUUCAGGUGUUUUCAGGGUUUAUUGCUGAAAGUAUUUCCAAAGUAAAUCAACUGGAAGACUUGAGGCAAGAAAAGAGUUGUAUCGAUAUAGCACUUUUCACAACCUCCAAACAUCUCCAAGUCUGGGUGGCACAAGUGGUCAGCACUGCUGUCUGGGACUUGGGUUUGAUUCCAUCCCCAGGUGACCAUGUGUGGAGUUUGCACAUUCUCCCUUUGUCUGUGUGGGUUUCCUCCAGGUGCUCUUGUUUCCUCCCACAACACCAAAGAUGUGCAGGUUAUGGAUUAGCCAUGCUAAAUUGUCUAUAGUAUCCAGGGAUGCACAGGCUAGGUGGGUUAGCCAUGGGAAACGCAGGGUUACAGGGAUGGAUGGAUGGGUGGGAUGCUCUUUGGAGGGUUGGUCUGGGCCACAUGGCCUGCUUCUGCACUAUAGGGAUUCUGUGAUAACCUCCUUCCAGCUAAUGAUGUUGUGAAGGUUUUAACGAGUGCAUAUUCUAAUUAUUCUGUCAUGCAAAAGAUUAGUAGCUAUCUGUUGACAAGGGUGUGGGAGGAGUGGAGUACAGAGUGCACACUGUGUCGGGGAUUGUAGAUGCUGUAACCUGCUUGUUACAUAGGGACCAGGGGCAGCAGAUAGCAUGUCAGCAGAGGUUGGAAAGUACAUUGUGCGGGGACACAACCUGUGGUGAGAAUGUUGUGGAAGAAAUUUGAUCAGUGGGCCAGAAGUUUGGCUUUGGCUGUUAGCAGUGUGUGAGGUAAGAUGAUUUGAGAUGUAGAACCAGCUGCUGACUUCCAAUCAUUUGUUUUACACUAUAGAACAAAGUCAGGAUCAGCACAUGAAUUCACCUAUGAUGCAUUCCAACACCUUGUAUAAACCACACACUUUGGACAAGGCACCAGAGGGAGUGGCUUUGUUCAGGCCUCAAGAUGGACUACUGCAAGUCCCCUUUGAUUUUAAAUGCCCAGAGAAAAACAUCAUUGGGGAUAUAAGAGGUGUUGGUGAGUGUGAUGUGAAACAAAAACUGAGAACUGUUGCCUUUUCCUGCUAAGUGAUUGAUGCAUUAAUCGCUGUUGGGAAAGUGUGGUCAGUAACUUAAUAAAGGGAACAUAAUGUUUUGAGUUGUGUACAACUGGAAAAGAUUGAGGAAGAUAACUUGAGGAAAUGAGAACUGUCACAUAAAGCCUACAAAAAUAUAAUUUCCUUAAACAAUAGGGUGGAGAAGAUAGUAAAAAUUUCUUAUUGUUGGUUUCAAAUGAGCACCCAUUUAUGCUCAUGAGAUCUCAUUCUUAGAGGUGGCAUAAGUAAUCAGUAGCAAAACUAUGAUGUUGUGAAGGUUUUAACGAGUGCAUAUUAAUUAUUAAUGAACUAUAGUUAGUAGUUACAUUUCAUAUGUCUAUUCUAUUUAUACUGCAAGUAUAGAAAAACUUUUCGAAGCAGAAGCUCGUUUUUAAUGUUUUUUCAUUUGCGUUUUGGAAGGAUUUAUCAAAAUCUGGUAAACUUCUGUUCUGAUUUAAAAGAAAACAGAAUUUUUGCUGUAAAUCCUCAUUUAGGCCUCCACCUUUGAAGGAGUGUGAAACGAAAAUUUAGAUUGACUUACUGUGGUCAGAGUCCUGAAUUUAUGAGGUGAACUGCUCUAACAGGUAUUGGGAGCUUGAUUGUCCAACUUCAAGAAAGUUGUAUAAGUACCUAGAGAAAACAAAUAACAAGUUGUGGUUAUGAGAAUUGUGGUGGGAUAUGAUAAUUUCUAAAUACAGGAAACAACCAAUUUGGCUUUUUCUAACCCCAUACAAAAAAAUGGAGCAAGAUAUUGAUUCUGUGGAUUACCUGGAUAGAUGAUACUGCAACAUAAUCUUCAUCUGUUAAUUCCAAAAAUCCCUGAAAAAGCAGGUUAAGAAAUCUGGUAAAUUAUUUUAACAUUGUGUGUCUACGUGUAUACGCACAGACAGAGACAUGUAACAUGGCAAACAUAGUGGAGUUUCUUCACACAUUGUAACCUCCAUGAUUUUAGUGUUUUUUCUGUCUUUGUUGUUGAUACUAAUUAGUUCCUUCAAAACAUUUUGAUUCCUUUAAUCAGUUGUGGAAGAUUUCUGAAAUAAUUAAAAUACAUAGUUUGCAGUGAAACCUGUCUUUAUUAGUGGAAAGAAUACCACAGCUUUCUCAAAUACGCUGCAGAAGAACUACGUUUAUAUUUUCAGUAAUAAAGAACUGAACCUUUAUAAAGUGUUGAUUGUGCUAAGGGAAAUCUCUUUGAACAAGAAGUUGGCAGCCAUGGAGCAUCAAUUUUCACAGAGACAAACACUCCAGAGAUAUACAAUGUAACUCUAACUUGCUGCGAAUCCCAUCCUGUAAACUGCAGGAGUUUUUUUUUUAAGAGCUGUGAAACUACCUGCAUCCAAGUCUGACUGGCAUGAACCUCUGGUGGUAAUUUCCUUCAGAUUUCAGUUCAAAUUCCAGAUGAUCAUACUUCACCACGGCCAUAUUAACCUGACUGAACGCAAUCUCCAAUGUGUUGAAAUUACGAAGCAAUGAAAUUUGUAAAAUAACAUUUUUUUUUAAAACCUGCUGCUCAGUAUUCUGAACAACUCAAAUAAAGCAAUGCAGUCAUCAGCAUUCAGUUCACUGUAUUGAAAACUGGUGUCUUUGAUUUGCUUCACCAUCUCACUCCAUUUUUGUAUUUACUGAAAAUUGUAAGUAGUUUAAAAUAUACUGGAGAUAAGAUGAAAUGGAUGAUUAUUUUUUAAAAGUGACUCCCUGACAUGAAAGGGUGCAAUAAGUUCAUGAUCUCUUAAUGAUUAAUUGUAGUGUUUUUUCUUUGUUGCUGAGUUUAAAUUCUUCAGAUUGUAAUUAGUAGUCAAAGAAAUCAGUAACGGAGAAGUUCCCCAGGUCUGCAAGCAAUAUAUAAUUGUGAAUAAUGGUCUGUUACUAAUUAUUUGUGGAUAGAAGCUGAAAGAAUAAUAAAGCAUUAUUUUAAGACUACAGAACAAAA